Messenger RNA from Pestalotiopsis fici W106-1, 666 nucleotides. Its product is annotated as DNA replication complex GINS protein SLD5. Gene Ontology annotation, biological process: DNA-templated DNA replication; double-strand break repair via break-induced replication. The record is from RefSeq and is a predicted model, not a curated record. Gene Ontology annotation, cellular component: GINS complex. Lineage: Eukaryota; Fungi; Ascomycota; Sordariomycetes; Amphisphaeriales; Sporocadaceae. The coding region runs from base 1 to 666 and encodes 221 amino acids. The transcript has 2 exons.
AUGGAUAUCGACGACAUCUUGCGCGAAGUCGACCCGACCGAAAAUGCCAUUCCCGACGAGACGCGCGAUCUCCAAAUGUUAACGCGCGCCUGGGUGGCCGAAAGAUCAGCCCCAGAGUUACUCAGUUGGCCGACCGAUGGCCUCUUUGAGCGCGUCAACGAGCGCAUCAAGUCGCAAAUCGAGCGCAUCGAAGAAAUGACGGGCGACAUGGACCCCAAGACCAACUUUGCCCUCAUUGUGCUCCAGACGGAGCUGGAGCGGUUCAAGUUCCUCGUGCGCUCGUAUUUGCGCGCCCGCGUCGCAAAGAUUGACCGCCACCCGCUGCACUACCUGUCGUCGGCGUCCCUGCGCGCCCGCCUCUCGCCCACCGAGCUCGCCUACGCUACCCGCCACCAGGCCCUGCUGCACAAUCACUACCUGUCCAGUUUCCUCGGCAGUUUCCCGCCCAAUCUACAGAAUCUAAACGACACGAGCGGCAACAUCACCAUGAUUGAUGCCCCUGACCUCGAGGGCGCCGUCUUCUUGCGCCUCCUCCGCGACGCCAUCGUUGAGGGAAGGGGCACCGAUGCCGACGGCAGGAUGGACGGCAAGGCGGGAGACAUCAUGAUCCUGCGAUGGUCGGAUGCAAAGCCGUUGGUGGACGAAGCCAAAGCCGAACUAGUAUGA